AUGUUGCGUUUGCAAGCGGAGGUUGCCACGACAAAGUCGAAGGUAUUGAAUUCCACAGCCGUUCCAAAGGUCGCCGAACCGGAAUUUCGGUAUCAAGGCAACAAGAAACAGUACAAACUGAAUAAGAACGUCCUUGAGCACGUAGAUCGAGCACUCGCCAGUCGUGAUUUGGGGGAGAUAUCCGCAGAACUAUCCCAAGGGAAGUUUAUCGUUCCUGAUGGAAGGGUAGCAGCAUUUAAGGAUAUGCUCCAACAUGUUCUGGAUUGUCAAUUUGUCGUAUCUGCUCGUCAUAUAGCUAGGCUUACUGGUUCUCUCUCUUCUAUGGGACUUGCUCUUGGCCCUGUUGUGCGCCUGUGGACCAGAGAGUUGUACAGAGCGGUUCAAGAAUCCUCAUCUUGGGAUAAGAAAUUCCAACUAGAGGAAGAUGCUAGAAAUGAGGUUAUGUUUUGGCACAGCAAUUUUGAAAACGGUGGUCAGCCUAUCUGGUCAGCAUCUCCGAAGGUCGAAGUACUGACUUAUUCUGACGCAAGUGACGUCGCUUGGGGCGGAUAUGCUGUGGAACUUGGAGACCAGAAGGCAGUAGGAAGUUGGUCCAAGGAGGAAAGUGUAAGGAGCUCAACAUUUCGUGAACUUAGAGCAGCUCGGCUGGUCCUGGCUUCAUUAGCAUCACAACUCGCCGGCAAGGAAGUGAGGCACAGAACUGAUAACCAAGGAGCUGAGAGGAUCAUGACUGUCGGGAGUCGGAAUCAAGACCUGCAUAUGGAGGCUGUGUUGAUCUACCAGAUAUGUAGGCAGCAUAACAUACGGCUGACGGUAGAGUGGGGGAGUCGAGAUUGGAAUGACACUGCUGACGGAUUGUCCCGAUUGGACGAUCCGGAUGACUAUAUGCUGGAUCCCUCCUGUUUUUGGGUUGUUGACAAGCUCUGGGGGCCUCACACAGUGGAUCGUUUUGCCAGUAACAAGACUAAGCAGCUACCACGUUUUUCCAGCCGAUACUUGAAUCCGGGUUGUGAGUCAACCGAUGCUUUUACGGUAUCAUGGACCAACGAGAAUAACUGGAUCUUCCCACCACCUUACCUUAUUCCACGUGUCCUUCGCCACAUGCACAUUGGGAAAGAAGUUGGAACUUUACUAAUGCCAUAUUGCCCUUCAGCACCUUGGUGGCCUUUGCUCGUCGACAAGAGUGGUAGCUGGAAAGCGUUUGUGAAAGGCAGCCUAAGAAUUCCCACUUUCGAUGGAGUAUUUGUUGCAGGCUCAGCAUCUAGCAGUACAUUUGCAGACGGUGUUCCCCAAUACCAGAUAUGGGGACUGAGAGUAGACUUUCCCUGA
This is a messenger RNA of Dendronephthya gigantea, 1329 nucleotides long. RefSeq lists its product as uncharacterized. The transcript has 2 exons. Lineage: Eukaryota; Metazoa; Cnidaria; Anthozoa; Malacalcyonacea; Nephtheidae. Bases 1 to 1329 code for a protein of 442 amino acids. The record is from RefSeq and is a predicted model, not a curated record.